UCACUUUUUGGUCUUGUACUGAAGACUCUUCUGUCGAUUGUCUUCCACCGACUAAGCCUCGUUCAGCCUCAUCCGUAAGACUAGAUUGUCUAACUUGACGAUGGCGUCUCAAAUUAAAGUGCCCGUGCCCGUUACUUUGUUACCAGGCGUUUGCCGCUCUAUUUAUUAGCUCCCGAUCAAUGCAACAUCCCUCUCCCGUGUCACGUGGACCCGUCUUCCACAACAUCAAGACAGAGUGUUUGCCAGCGACGUAAAAUACAAUGGCUGACUACGGAUUUAGGUAUCUGUCUGGUUGAUUGAGAACCGUUUGGUUACAUACUGCCCCGGUGCUGUUCCUUUGAUACUUUCUUUUGCUCCUUGUGUCAUGGCUUACUCGAAAUGUUCUUCUUCAAUGCAAGUCAUAUACUCGCUUCCGGGGUGACUCCAGGUCACAUCGAGGAGUGAUGGUAUUAUCUUGUCACUCUCUCAGUUCUGGUUCAUCUUCCGUGCUGCAAUGUCCUUACAACCUGUAUGUUUCUGUGUAUGCCGUCAAAGUCUUGACUCAAUAGUAAUCAAGACUAUAAAAGAUAUUCAAUCAUAUAUGAUAUUCAUUAACCUGCAGGUGAAUAGACGAAUCAAAGUCCUCCAAUAUCGCCAAUGUUUGCCUUUUUCAAGCCUGUAAACGGCCAGCGGGAGGCUCGCAGCUGGCAGCCGCACGUGAAUCAGGCCCGUUGGUUCGCCCUGCCUUAUGAGAUCCAAUGGUGAUUGCCUGUCCCAUCUCCCAUGCUCGAGCUCGGCCUGGGGAGAAAGUGAUAACUGGGAGCUCUUUCCAUCAAAUCCUUAUAUAUUGAUUUCACCAACCACUUUUGGAUUAUCUCUUCUUCAUCCGUAUCAGAAUCAAGAUCAGCUCUUGAGCCAACGAAUUAUCAGCAUGAGCAUGAGCAUGAACCAGACGCAGAAACAAGAUGGCCCAGAGAUGCCAGUGAACGAAUCCCAAUGUGUGUACGUGCCUCGAGAGGAAUACCAGAGCCUCCUUGCGAUUGCCCACCAGUAUGUCUACCUACGUCAGAAUCUCAUCGCGCAAGGGCUGAAUGAAGCAAUUGUGAAUUCUCUCUGCCUUCAGAAGCCAGCUGAAGAUGCGCCUACCUAUGCCCCUGAACAGUUUGAACCAUCGCCAACGGCAAAUUUCACGUACAAAGCACAAGCAUCUGCUUUCCCAAUUCAAUCGAAUACCGCUUUGGGCUACCCUGCUGAAGAACAAGGGCUUCGUCUGAAUAGGAGUUGGCAGCCCAAUGCGUCUUAUCGGUCCUCAACCCAUCCAGGUGGCUCGAUCAAUCAGAAACGGCUUGGAAGUUUCCACGACAACAAAAGACCAGAGGUCAAGGAGUGGUUUGAGCGCUCAGCGCAGAGGUCAGUCCUGCUCCUCAAUGUGCCUGAUGGCAUCACACAUGGGGAUGUUGCUGCGGUUGUUCGAGGGGGUCCCGUUCUGGAGAUCUUUCUUCGGAGCAAAGAUAACACUGCCACGGUCUCUUUUUUGCACGAGGCUGACGCCUGUGCUUUUAUUGAGAACUGUCGCACUGCUGCUUUGUACAUCAAAGACCGGAAAAUACAUACCAGAUGGUCUGACUACCAGUUCACCUUGAGUGGCCAGGUUGCCCAUCAUAUUCGCAAGGGCGGCUCUCGUAACUUCGUCAUCCGCAAGCGGGACCCCAACCUCACCAUCCAGGGUAUCCGUGAUGACCUGGAACACAUUCACAAUCUUCAUGUGAUCAGCAUCGAGUUUGAGAAGGACAACUGUUUCAUCAGCACCAAUGCGAUUCAUGGUGCUAUCUAUGCUCGAACAUGUCUUCAGAGCCGAGUAGAAUACAGGGCCUCUCGUAUUGAGUGGUGUGCCGACGAAUGUGCACAGCCGUAUCAGAGCAUGUCAUCUGCGAUUCACAAUCUCGUCCCUAGUGUGAAGACGCAGAGAAGUGUUAUUCCCGCCCAUCCAUCACGCAAGAACCUCAUGGGCAACCGUUUCCAGCUAUUGGAUCUUUCUGAUAGUGAUGGAAGUAAUGGGGAUGAUUCAUCUGACGACUCUUUUUGAGCUACCUAUGGCACAGCAUCUUCGAUUCUUCGAUCUAGUAUGAUCAGGAGAUUAAUUUGUUGUGACGCUAAUGAUCUGUUCAUUUGUACGAGUUUUGCUUCAAGCCUCUGUGAGAGAGGUCUAGUCAUGGAACAGACAUUGAGGUUUGUUCGGCUGUAGAUAUCAGAUUACAAGUUACGUAUUGGCUCUGCGGUUGCUUUCCGAAAGCAAUCUCCUUAACCUCCACUCUCAGGUAGAUUGGUAUCGAGAGUUUUAGACAAGGAAGGGAACGUUACAAUACCUGCAUGGUUGUUGGACGGCAUCAAUCUAAUACAAGAAAAGGAUUAAUAUACUAUGCUACGUUGCAACUUUCAACAGCCUGA
Molecule: messenger RNA, 2427 nt
Organism: Fusarium odoratissimum NRRL 54006
Lineage: Eukaryota; Fungi; Ascomycota; Sordariomycetes; Hypocreales; Nectriaceae
Exons: 7
Coding region: 728-2065 (445 amino acids)
Molecular function (GO): nucleic acid binding
Source: RefSeq, a predicted model, not a curated record